CUUCUCUUUCUUUCUGUGUCGCGGCUGUGGGUUGGAGCCGCGAUCCCUGGUCUGGCACGUUCCUUGCUAUUUCAUUUUCAGUUUAAUAUUUCUGCUCCCUAUAUUUGCAGUCCUUGUGAGAACAACUGUUCUUAAGUGUCUAAAGCUAAGUGCAUCUUAAUACCGAUUAAUUUAUUCACUAGAAAUCCUGUUAAGAUGGCUGUGGUGAGCGGGUUGUCGGGGCCGGCAGUUGCCCGGCUUGAGGGCCGUGAAUUCGAAUACCUCAUGAAGAAGCGCUCGGUGACCAUUGGGCGGAACUCGUCGCAGGGCUCAGUUGAUGUGAGCAUGGGCCAUUCGAGCUUCAUCUCCCGCCGACACUUGGAAAUUUUCACUGCCGGCGAAGAUGGUUCUGGCGGCGGAGACUUCUACCUGAGGUGCCUAGGAAAAAACGGGGUAUUCGUCGAUGGGGUAUUCCAGAGACGGGGGGCUCCUCCCCUGCAGCUCCCACGAGUGUGCACUUUUAGGUUUCCCAGCACAAACAUUAAAAUCACGUUCACAGCCUUGUCCAGUGACCGGAAGGAGAGGCGGGAGGCCCCGGAGUCUCCCGUGAAGCCCGUCCAGCCCCAGAUCUCGCCUCUCACCAUAAACAUUCCAGACAACAUCGCUCACCUGAUGAGCCCUCUGCCCUCGCCCACCAGCACCAUCAGCGCUGCCAACUCCUGCCCCUCGAGUCCCCGCGGGGCGGGGUCGUCCAGCUACAGGAUGGGCCGCGUCCUCACCUCCGACCUGCAGCUCAUCGGGGACAACUCGCACUCGGAGAACGAUAAGGACGCCUCUGGAGGAGACAGCCCCAAGGAUGACUCUAAACCUCCAUACUCGUAUGCACAGUUAAUUGUACAAGCUAUCACCAUGGCGCCAGACAAGCAGCUUACACUAAAUGGGAUAUAUACUCAUAUCACAAAAAACUACCCCUACUAUAGGACUGCGGACAAAGGCUGGCAGAACUCAAUUCGUCACAAUCUUUCUCUGAACCGCUACUUUAUUAAAGUGCCCAGAUCUCAGGAGGAACCGGGCAAGGGCUCCUUCUGGAGGAUAGAUCCCUCCUCAGAGAGCAAGCUCAUAGAGCAGGCCUUCAGGAAACGCAGGCCGAGGGGCGUGCCCUGCUUUCGCACCCCCCUCGGACCCCUGUCCUCCAGGAGUGCCCCUGCUUCCCCUAACCACUCUGGGGUGCUAUCGAGCGGGGUGCAGACCCCUGACAGCCUGUCUAGGGAGGGCUCUCCUGUUCCUAUGGAACCAGAGGCCACUCCCACUACCACCUCUGCCCCCGCCCCUGCUCCCACCCCCACGCCUGCUACAGCUGUCCAACCCAAACUAGCUGUAAUACAGGAGGCUCGCUUUGCUCAGAGCGCCCCCGGUUCCCCUCUCAAUAGCCAGCCAGUUCUAAUCACAGUCCAGCGGCAGCUGCCGCAGAACAUGAAGCCGGUGACGUACGCGGUGGCCACGCCCGUCACCAGCUCCGCCUCCCAGCAGUCCGUCAUGCAGACGGUGCACGUGGUCCACCAGAUCCCAGCCAUGCCGGUGGUCACCAUGGCUGGGCUGUCCGCUGCUAGUACCUACACCGUGGCCGGCCAGGCCGUGGUGACGCAGGCCGCCCUGGUCAACGCCCCCAAGGCGGAGCCCCAGGAGAACGGGGAGCACAAGGAAGUCAAAGGUGUGCGUCUAGUGAAAGUGGAGCCUGUUCCUGCUAUCACCCACGCCUCUAUAGGAGCUGCUAGCCGCAUCAUCCAGACCUCUCAGGCCACGCCCCUACAAACGGUCACCAUUGUGCAGCAGGCACCCCUGGGCCAGCACCAGCUCCCCAUAAAGACCAUCACUCAGAAUGGCACCCACGUAGUGCCCAUCACCACUGCCAUUCAAGGUCAGGUCAACACAGCAGUGGCGAGCCCCCUGCACAUGCUGGCGACCCACGCCUCGGCCUCGGCCUCCCUCCCCACCAAGAGGCAGAACGGGGACCAGGCGGAGCAGCCGGAGCUGAAGAGGGUCAAAACGGAGGAGGGCGAGAGCAUAGUGAUCACGGUCAACAUGGACAGGCCAGCAGUCAGUGAACAAGGCAACCACAACUAGAGCUUUGACCUCAGUCACCUCUUUCCUUUCCCUUUUACUUCUGUUUGUUUUGGUUUGCCCCCCCUCCACCUCCCUUUCAUCUACUCCAAGGUGCCAAAAGGAGAAGAACACAAGUCAGGCCAUCUUUGAACUUCGGAAUGCGUCGCCCACCACCCGACAAGUUUAAAAGAAGAAAAAGAAAAUGCUUAAAGACAAAGAAAAAAGGAGAAGCUAAAGCAAAACGUUCCCCUGUGAGGACAGCAAAGCAAAAAAAAAUGAAUAAAGGAAAUAAAUAAAAAGACAGGAAGCCUUUAAAAAAAGAAAGAAAUAAAAAAGGAAGACUCGUUUAGAAGUCCAGAUCAAAGUGGACACCCAGGCCGAGACCCACGUGGCUGGGCUGUGCUGCACCUCCGUCUCAACUACCUCAGUGCAGGCUGGGAGGAGGGAGAGCUGGGGCUCUGGACCCACAGACCAACCAACCGACCAAUGAGCUGAGCCCACAGCCGCAUGACGAGCCCUUACUGUCAGAUCUCUUCUAAAAAACCAAGUGUACUCCAUAAAGGGAACAAAAACUUUUGGAGCCAUUCCUGUACCUUGGCAGCUAGCCUUCAUGUGACCUACCUAAUGCAGUUGUUCGUAGAUAAUGCAGUAUUUUGUUGUUCACGUGGAACUUAGGAUCUUUAUUUGGGUGUAAUUUCAUUUCUGUAUGCGCAAAGAAUACAACAAUAACCAGAUGAAAUAGUGGGGUCGCCAACAUUUCAAAUCACUCCACCCGUACUACGGAAUCACAAACAGGUUUUUGUAUGUGGACUUAGGUUCAGUGAAAAUGAAUGUAGUUUCUUUUCCCUUUUUUAAUCUAUCAAUGGAGUGGUUUGGUUUUUGUCUGUUCUGUCAAAUCAAAAUGAAGUUUCUUUAUCUACAGAUACAUAUUUUUAACAGAUAACCAAUGAUAUAUAAAAUAAUUUCCAUGUGUAGUUGACCAGAUGCUUCAUGGAGCUUGCAUGUAACUGAUUAGACAAAAUGUACCUGAGCCGUUAACUGAAAAAUGGAACUGAAGAAAAAAAAAAAAGAAAAAAAAACUGCUAAGAAUCUGACCAGAGCUGCACUUAAACGUGUUUCUGAAUUUCUGUUCUCAUUUUUUUUCCUUCCUAUUUGUUUUCCGUUAUCAUUGGCUGUAUUUGUUACUUUGUGUUGGAGUUGGCAGUCUCUUGCUUGAUAAUUUUAUUCUGUUUAGGCAACCGAAGUCUUCAGAUUGUACGUUUCCAAGAGGAAAAAGUGAUAGAUGUUUGUUCUGCUUCAGUGGGUAAAUGCUUUUUAUAUAUAUAUACAUAUAUAAAUUAAUUUAAAACCAUA
This is a messenger RNA of Anguilla anguilla (European eel), 3435 nucleotides long. RefSeq names its product forkhead box K2 (gene foxk2). The record is from RefSeq and is a predicted model, not a curated record. Bases 196 to 2103 code for a protein of 635 amino acids. Gene Ontology annotation, molecular function: protein binding; DNA-binding transcription factor activity, RNA polymerase II-specific; RNA polymerase II cis-regulatory region sequence-specific DNA binding. NCBI's taxonomy places the organism in Eukaryota, Metazoa, Chordata, Actinopteri, Anguilliformes, Anguillidae. Gene Ontology annotation, biological process: regulation of transcription by RNA polymerase II. The transcript is spliced from 9 exons.